UGGUGACACACGUAUAAGUGCAGGGCAGCAAGCUGGUGCUACUACUAGCAGAGCAUACAUACACCCCUCCCGCCUGCCAUUACAAACCACCCACCAUUUUCGUACACCACGCGAGAUCAGGGCACCCAGGCCAGCCUCCCCCAGCUCCACCAAGGAACCAAGAAGCCCGAGGGCAGCCAUGGCCGGCGCGUCCGCCACCAGCACCCGCAAGGGCGGCAUCAAGGCCUACUGGAAGCACCGCGGGUACGACCGCCUGGACGCGGCCGCCGCGCAGCGCCGCCCGGCCCUCGCCACGGCCGAGCUCGGCGCCGGGGGCGGGGCGGGGGCGGCGGCGACCGCGGGCCGGCGGCGCGGGUGGCGCGUGCGUCGCCGCGGCCUCGGGCGGCGGGUCCUGCGCGCGCUCUCGCCGCGGCGGCUGCUGGCGCGGCUCCGGGACGCGUACGUGAACGCGAUGCUCCGGCUCGCGUCCUCCGCCGCCGUGGGGUACGGCUCCGCCCCGUUCUGCGCCGCCCCCGAGCCCUUCGCGCGGCCGCGGCCGCUCAAGGAGUACGACGAGAAGGUGCUGGUGGAGAUGUACCGGUCCAUCCUGGCCCGCGGCGGCGUCAUCCCUCUCUCCGGCGACGCCUCGCUGGUGGUCGGCCCCGCCUCGCUGCCGGCCCCGGCCACGGCCACGGUGGCCUGACCGCCCACCCAUCGGUCCACUGGCGCGGCGCGGACGCUACUAGCUUGUCACGCCAUUUGCCCCUUGGUUUCGCCGCGCAGAAGGCGUGAAGUGCACUAUCUAGCGUGUAUGCUACAAGUUCUGUAGUACUAUGUCUUGCUGAAAUUUGCAAAAUACCUACAGUUUCUUCUUCUUCAUCUUUUUACGCAUUUUACUCCAUGAGACUAGCGCAGAACCCUCGGAAGCUGGCUGUGCUGUCGGGUGUCGGCGAUUGUUUACUGGAAUUCGCAGGAUUUUGCGGGAAUAAGUUUCAAGCGGUGGCAUUUUA
This is a messenger RNA of Triticum aestivum (bread wheat), 989 nucleotides long. RefSeq lists its product as uncharacterized. The coding region runs from base 179 to 682 and encodes 167 amino acids. Lineage: Eukaryota; Viridiplantae; Streptophyta; Magnoliopsida; Poales; Poaceae. The transcript has a single exon. The record is from RefSeq and is a predicted model, not a curated record.